GAAGGGAGGUGACGUCAGCACGGAACGUGCCUCGUAAACAUUUCCAGUGCGCAUGCGUCCGUAAACUAGGAAGUUGUUGACGGAACAGCUGUGAACUAUGUAAAGAAAAGACAUGAUAUAACUACAGGUCAGAGUUUCAGCCAUGGUCUGCUGCCCCCCCUGCCCCAGGCUGUGCUCCCGCUCCUCAGCCUACACUCUGCUGCUCGGCCUGUGCUUCGUGACGUUGGGGACCAGUCGCAUCCUGCUGCUCAAGUUCUCUGCCAACGCUGACAACCAAUAUGACUUCCUGCCUGCUUCAGUCAACCUGCUGGCAGAGGCCCUCAAACUACUGUUCUGUGUGGUCAUGUCAGUCAGAGUCAUCGUCCGAGAGGGACGAUCAUUCAGGAGUUUGGGGAGCACCUCUAGCUCGUCUCUGCUCAACUCCAUCAAAUGGUCCGUUCCCGCCUUCCUCUACUUCCUGGACAACAUCAUCAUCUUCUACGUGAUGACCUACCUGCAGCCUGCCAUGGCUGUGCUGUUCUCAAACGUCGUCAUCCUGACCACUGCCGUGUUAUUCAGGAUUGUGUUGAAGAGGCGUCUGUCCUGGGUUCAGUGGGCAGCUUUAGUCAUCCUCUUCCUGGCCAUCGUUUCCUUGACGACAGGAUCAGGAUCCAAACAGAACUCCACAGUGGUGUCCAGCCUUCACUCAAACCCCCUCUUCUUACCCUCCAACUCCUGCCUCCUGUACACACAGCUCCUGGAUCAGAUGAAAAACAGCAGUGCUUCUGCUGCGUGGACCUCAUCUCUUCCCGGUCAAGCCUGGAAGGAGCAGAUGCUGGACAAGCUUCGAUAUCUGGGCGUGGGCCACAUCCUGCUCCUGCUGCAGUGCUUCAUCUCCUCUAUGGCCAACAUCUACAACGAGAAGAUUCUCAAAGAGGGAGACCAGCUGACGGAGAGCAUCUUCAUCCAGAACAGUAAACUGUACGCCUUUGGGGUGGUGUUCAACGGCUUCACUCUUGGACUGGGCAGUGAAGCACGAGGACGCACUCUUCACUGUGGCCUCCUUUAUGGACAUAAUGUCUACUCCCUGGGCCUGGUGCUGGUCACCGCUGCUCUUGGUUUAUCGGUGGCUUUCAUCCUCAAGUUCAGAGACAACAUGUUCCACGUGCUGACGGGUCAAAUCACCACCGUCCUGGUCACCGCCAUCUCCCUCUUUUGCUUCAACUUCCACCCCUCCCUGGACUUCUUCCUGCAGGCGCCGAUGGUCCUGCUGGCCAUUUUUAUCUAUAACGCCAGCCGCCCUAAAGACUUGGAGUACAGCCUGCAGCAGGAGAAGCUGCGGGUCAUCAAUGGAGAGGUGUCUGAAAGAUCCAGAGGGGAUGGCGAGGAGCUGGAGCUACUAACCAGGAUGGAAACAGACAGCGAGUCUGAGGAGUCGCUAUAGAUGUUCCUGAAGGAGCUCAGACUUUUAGUUUACAGUGAAUGUCAAACUGAGCGGGACUUUCUGAUCGCAAAAACUAACAGAAAUCAGAUGCUGGAGUUGUUCAGAUGAAUGGAUCCGUAAGUGAUUCCAGUUGUAAUUGCUGCUCUUUGAUUGCUGACCUGUGACCUCAUUUCAGGAUUCUCCUUGGUUUUUAUUUCUAUCUGUUUUAACUCUUCGUUCAUCCUGAGGGAAAUAAAGACAUUUGGAGAGUGCUGAUUUAAAAACACAUUUUUUAAAAGUGGGUAAAUGAUGUUUAUUGACAUUCUGUUCAGGACUUUCAUUCAGGUUUAGAUUUUUGAUUGUCAUCCACAGAAAAACAUCCAAUUAGGGGUUUCAUUUACAAAAGAAUACUUAGAUCUAGACUUAAAAGAUAGAAACUAAAAAAGUUGUGCCAAAAAUAGACUAAAGUUUGUCUAUAGCCAGAGUUUUCUUCUGUGAAAUUCAUUUUAAAUCCCUAAAUGUGUGAUAAGGUGCCUUGAAAUGCCUGAAAUUUGCAUCAUUUAUUUUAUAGCUGGAAAUGAUCAUAUUAUUGUUUUUUUUAUUCUAAGAUAUUGAUAUGUAAGAAGGAAAACUCUUUCAAAUACAAAAUAGGACCCAAUUUUUUUUUUUUAUUGUUUUCCACCAGUUGGUUGGUAACUUUUUCCUCAAAAGCUGCCCAUGUCUUGACAGUUGACAGUGCAUUUGUUUAUUGUAUGAGAAAGUUGCACUAAAACAAUAGAAACAUUGCUUUAAACAGUAAUAUUUUUGGCAAAUUGAGAUGCUAUUUUCCUGAUUUUUGUGUUUGUGGUACCCUGGUGAGACCAACUAAAGCAUAUUCACAUGUUUUCGCUGGUGAUAUAAAUGUAACUGCUAAAGGAUAACGGGACUACAAUGUCAAAAAAGUCGAGACCCAAAAAUGACCACAGACUUCUAUGAACCUUAAAAUGUGAACACAUGUAUUGUAAUGCUAAGGUGUUGACGGAGAUUGUGUUACAGUGAAAAUGUGACAGUUUUGUGGAGUGGAUGGUUGAAAUGAUUUUGUGCCGACCACUAAACAGUGUAAAUGAACAGCCUCUGACUCCAAGAAAGACUAAGGGACAAAUUCAGACUGGACACAUUUGGUUCGCCUUAAGUUCCCACAAUAAUCCAGAACAAAUGUCCGGUCUGAAUACACCCUUACAUUCUGGGGUGUUUUAAACUUCGGACAGGAAUUCCAUAUACUGUAGAAAUGUACAUAUGUGUUUUUGUUAAUCCAUAAGAACUGUAAAUGAGACGUGCAAAGCCCCUCAUCCUCGAGGAUGUAACAUGAACUCUGUUUGUUUUGUUCAUGAAUGAGUUCUCAGGAGACGCCAUCUUUGUGCUUCUUUAAAUCUCAAUACCCUCAAUUCAGUUUUAUAUCUACAGAGAAUCAAAGUUAAAAUAUCUUUACCAACUGAAUUUAAUCAUGUGGUCAAUAAUCUUUGAAGAAGCACAAUGCUGUCUUGUUGUUGUGUAUAAUGCAAUGAAUUGUGUUGUUUUUCUCUCCAUUAAAACAUUUAAAAUGCG
Oryzias melastigma (Indian medaka) is the source of this 2986-nucleotide messenger RNA. RefSeq names its product solute carrier family 35 member A5 (gene slc35a5). Gene Ontology annotation, biological process: pyrimidine nucleotide-sugar transmembrane transport. Gene Ontology annotation, molecular function: pyrimidine nucleotide-sugar transmembrane transporter activity. The record is from RefSeq and is a predicted model, not a curated record. The transcript is spliced from 10 exons. Gene Ontology annotation, cellular component: Golgi membrane. The coding region runs from base 143 to 1423 and encodes 426 amino acids. Lineage: Eukaryota; Metazoa; Chordata; Actinopteri; Beloniformes; Adrianichthyidae.